Messenger RNA from Apis dorsata (giant honeybee), 2889 nucleotides. RefSeq lists its product as uncharacterized. Gene Ontology annotation, cellular component: plasma membrane. Gene Ontology annotation, biological process: detection of chemical stimulus involved in sensory perception of smell; sensory perception of smell. The transcript has 13 exons. Lineage: Eukaryota; Metazoa; Arthropoda; Insecta; Hymenoptera; Apidae. The coding region runs from base 318 to 2831 and encodes 837 amino acids. Gene Ontology annotation, molecular function: olfactory receptor activity; odorant binding. The record is from RefSeq and is a predicted model, not a curated record.
AUAUAUUCAAAUCACAUUAUAUAAUUUCAAAAAUCAUUCACAUUAUUGGAACAAUAUAUAUAUUACUUAAAGAACUUUUUAAUCAUCAUACACUUACACCUCCUUUCCACUUAUGGCUAGAAUAUAAAGUUAGAUUCUAUAGUAACUUCAGUUAGCUCUCGCUAUAAUUUUAAACGUUCGAUUCUCUGAUACGUUAAUAAUCGAUUUCGAAGUACUGGAAAAGAUGCACGCACACAAUAGCACGAACGUGAAUCGACUAUCUUGCAAUCAAUGCCAUCAAACUGUUGUAAACAGUCGUUUCCGAACUAUCUACGAACAUGCACCUCUUCGUUCGAGAUCAAACCAAUCAACCACGAAAUCUGAAUUACGAGAAAGACAUCGUUUACGUGACCAAACAUAAUAAAUGGAUUUUAAAUUCCAUUGGUAUUUGGCCAACCGUAUUAAAAGGCAUUGACGAAUAUUUACCAAAAAUUGCAAUUGGACUGAGUAAUUUAAUAUUAUCCUUCACCGUGAUUCAAUGUAUUCUACAUAUAUUAUUGGAGCAAAAGGAUCCGAUACUAAGAUUGAAAAUCCUUGGUUUAACUUGCUUUUCUUUUAUCUCAUUGAUGAAAUAUUGGGUUUUAACGAUGCGCAAACCAAAAAUCAAACACUGUAUAGAACAGAUACAACACGAUUGGAAACAGGUAGAAUUCGAAAGAGAUCGAAAAUUAAUGUUAAAAUACGGGAUAAUAGGCCGAAAUUUGAGCAUGUACAGUAUUGUUUUCAUGUAUAGCGGUGGUAUAAUUUAUCACACAGUUAUGCAUUACAAACUCGGAUCAUAUAUUGAUGAGUAUAAUCGUACGAUUAAAUUACUGAUAUAUCCUACAUAUAGUCGUCUCUACGACGUUCAAAAAAGUCCAGUUUAUGAAUUAAUUUAUAUUCUCCAAUGCAUCUGUGGAUACAUGUUCGAUGCUGUAACAGUUGGUGCAUGUGGUUUGGCUGCACUUUUUGCAACGCAUAUUUGUGGACAGAUUGAUAUCGUUAUGGCCAAAUUAGAGGAUUUAGUUGAUGGAAAAUUUUCGAAAGAAAAUUCAAAUCCGAAUAUACGAUUGAUAGAAAUUAUCGAACAUCAUAUAAAAAUUUUAAGAUUUUCAGCAAUGGUUGAGACAGUACUGCAAGAAGUGUGCUUUUUAGAAUUCGUUGGUUCCACUUUUGUAAUAUGCUUGCUUGAAUAUUAUUGCAUUACGGAUUGGGAACAAAAUAAUACAAUUGGUCUAACAACAUAUUCAUUAUUACUCAUAUCUUUGACGUUUAAUAUAUUUUUAUUAUGUUACAUUGGUAAUCUUCUGAUAGAAAAGAGUACUAAUAUUGGAAUAGUAUGUUGCAUGAUCGAUUGGUAUCAAUUACCAAUCAAGACAAUUCAAGGCCUCAUCUUAAUGAUCGCCAUGUCGAAUAGUCCAGCGAAAAUUAGCGCUGGUGGAAUAAUUGAUUUAUCUUUAUCCACUUUUGGAAGUGUUUUAAAAACAUCAUUUGCAUAUUUAAAUUUCAUUCGAACUACCAUCACGUCCGGUUCUCUCUUAAUAAUCGAUUAUCGAAUUGUAUUCAAACUGUCAACGAACAUGCAUCUCAUUACGCUAAAUGAGAGUGAUUGCAAAGCGCGAAAUCUAAAAUACAAGGAAGACAUCACUUAUGUAACCAAACAUAGUAAAUGGAUUUUGAAAUCCAUUGGCAUUUGGCCAUCAAUUCUUAAGGAUGUCUCAAGAUUUCUACCAAAAAUCGUGUUUGGAUUAUGUAAUUUUGUCCUAUUUUUCGCCAUUAUACCAUGCAUCCUGUAUAUCGUAAUCGAAGAAAAUGAUACUAUGAUAAGAUUUAAAUUAUUCGGUUUACUGAGUUUCUCUUUAGUUGCCUUGAUAAAAUACUGGACACUUUUAUAUCGCAAAUCAAGAAUCAAGAACUGCGUCGAACAAAUAUGGAUUGAUUGGAAACAGGUAGAAUUAUAUGAGGAUCGCGAAAUGAUGCUCAAAUAUGGACAAAUGGGUAGAAAUUUAAUAAUAAUUUGUGCUAUGUUCACAUACACCGGUGGCACUAUCUUUCACACGAUCUUACAAUAUAAGAUCGGUACAUUUAUUGAUGAAUAUAAUCGCACUAUCAAACCAGUGAUUUAUCCCACGUAUAACGGUCUAUUUAAUGUACAAAGAAGCCCCAUUUAUGAAUUUGUAUACAUUCUUCAUUGCAUGUGUGGAUAUGUCAUGCAUUCUGUAACUGCUGGUGCUUGUGGAUUAACCGCACUUUUUGCAACACAUGCUUGUGGACAAAUUGAUAUCGUUAUAGCUCGAUUAAAUGAUCUUAUACAUGGCAAAUAUACCAAAGAAAAAAUUAAUCUGAACGCACGAUUUACAAAAAUUAUUGAACAUCAUUUGCGAAUAUUAAGAUUUUCAGCAACAGUACAGGUGAUAUUGCAAGAAUUAUGUUUUCUAGAAUGUAUUGGCUCCACUUUUUUGAUAUGUCUGCUCGAAUAUUAUUGUAUAACGGAUUGGGAAUUAAAUAAUACCAUUAGUCUUACAACAUAUAUAAUAUUAUUAAUAUCUCUAAUAUUUAAUAUAUUUAUAUUAUGUUAUAUUGGUGAACUUCUAAUGGAAAAGAGUAGCAGUAUUGGAUUAUCCUGUUUUAUGAUUGAUUGGUAUUAUUUACCAUCCAAAACAAUUCAGGGACUUAUCUUAAUGAUCGCCAUUUCGAGUAAUCCAACGAAAAUAAGUGCCGGUGGAAUAGUUGAUUUGUCUUUGUCCACUUUUGGAAAUGUUCUAAAAACAUCAUUUGCAUACUUAAAUUUUAUCCGAACUACCAUUAUGUAAUAACUAUUUCAUUAUUAUAAAUAAAGAAUAGUUAUAGAAUAGUAAAUAAAAAAAGGAA